AUGCAGCCUCAGGAGCAACACGAAGUGAUUGUGGUGGGUGCAGGAAUCGCUGGUCUUGCAGCAGCAAAGACGUAUCUUGAGCUGGCGCCGGAAACAGAUCUAUUAAUGCUUGAAGCGCGUUCGGCUGUAGGCGGCGUAUGGGCAAACAGCUAUGAAGGGCUUCAUACCAACAACCUCUACGGAACUUAUGAAUUUUCGAGUUUCCCACUUGAUCCAACCAAAUAUGAUGUGCAACCGGAAGCUCCCAUUCCUGGAUAUGCGCUCAAGCAGUAUUUCGAUGACUUCAUCGAUCAUUUCGAUCUUCGACGACGGACUCGCUUCAACACUCAUGUGCAUACAGUACAAAAGGCUGACGAGAUCUGGGGGCUUCACACCGACUCGGUACUCUACACGUGCAACAAACUCAUCAUGAGCCCGGGACUGUUCUCGACUCCGAAUGAAUUCUCGAUUCCAGGACAGGAAAGCUUUGGGAAACCUAUCAUGAAUCACUCUCAGCUCGGAACAACAGGCGCUCUGUUGGCAAAUGACCCAGCGGUAAAGUCGGUGACGGUGAUUGGGGCCUCAAAGUAUGGAUAUGAUGCCGUGUAUCUUAUGGCCUCUCAUGGUAAACGUGUGGAAUGGAUCAUUCGUAAGUCUGGAGGGGGUGCGGUCUGGAUGGCGUUACCAUGGCUUUGGUUUGGACCCUGGCGAUUGAAGCUGGAAGGCCUAACAACCACCAGAAUCAUCACCUGGUUCAGUCCUUGCAUCUGGGGAAAUUGUGAUGGGUUUGGAUGGGUGCGAGGACUGCUCCAUGGGACAGCGCUGGGAAGGUGGCUAGUGCGAUCAUUCUGGAAUAAACUAAACGGGGAUGCCAUUGAGGUCAAUGGCUACCGGAGAGAAGCGGCGUUGAAAGAUCUGGAACCAGAUGGAAGUGUGUUCUGGACGGGUCGUCUGGGGGUUCUCAAUUAUCCCACGGAUAUCUAUGAUUAUGUUCGGUCAGGGCAGGUGAGCGUAAAGAGAAAGGACAUAUCGCACUUAUCAGAAGGCCAAGUCAACUUUACCGAUGGCACAGAACUACAAACCGAUGCUGUGAUUAGAAUAACUGGAUGGAAGCUGGUACCAAGCAUCAAGUACGAGCCCGAGGGACUAGAAGGCAGCCUGGGGAUUCCCACCAGGAAUCCCUCCAAAGACCGGAAAGUCUGGGAUCAUUUCGACCGUGCCGCGGAUGAAGAGAUACUCGAUCGGUUUCCAGGUCUGCGUGACCAACCAGCUGUGAAGAUUCCGUACGAGCCCGGGCUCAGUCCUUUUCGGCUCUACCGCGGCAUUGCGUCUCCAGAGUUGACAGCCAAAGGCGAUCAGUCCAUUGCAUUCUUGAAGAUGCUUAAUGGACCAAGCAACGCCCUUCUGGUCGAGGUGCAGGCUCUCUGGACAUAUGCCUAUCUCAACAAUCAGGUCCCAAUUGACCGAUCGAAGGUGUAUUAUCAGACAGCAUUGACCAGUCGAUAUGGAAAGCACCGACAUCCAUAUGGUUUCGCGAGUUGGUAUCCAGAGACGAUCUUCGACGCGGUCCCGUAUUUGGAUAUGCUAUUGAUGGACUUGGGGAUCAACAGGUGGAGGAAGAGGAGCUGGGUGCGAGAGGUUUUUGAGGAGUACACUGUGCAUGAUUACAGGGAGAUUAAUCAGGAGUGGAAACAGCAACACAAGACGGUCUCUUAA
Messenger RNA from Aspergillus piperis CBS 112811, 1695 nucleotides. RefSeq names its product dimethylaniline monooxygenase. The transcript has 4 exons. The record is from RefSeq and is a predicted model, not a curated record. The coding region runs from base 1 to 1695 and encodes 564 amino acids. Lineage: Eukaryota; Fungi; Ascomycota; Eurotiomycetes; Eurotiales; Aspergillaceae.